CACCCGCACUCACUUGUUCUUGCACCAUCUACUUUUUAUCUCAACUCUACUGAAGCCUUAAAAAACCAGCCGUCGCCUUCUUCGGCGCAACCGCUUAAUUCUGAAAACACUGAAAACAAAAACAAAACUAUACUUAUUAAAUUCAUUAAUUUAUCAAAAGAAAUUUUCUUUUUCUCUUUUGAACAAAUUUAAUAACCGAAUGAGUAAAGUUAUCCUCGGCUUGCCCGGACCUUGGGCUGACGAUAACCGUGAGCCCUCCGAUCACUACACCUCAAAAAUCGGCGGACUUCCUGACUGGCCCUUUGAUACGGAGAGUUUAAACCGUAAUUUGCUUCAGUGUGCUGCUUGUGGAAGUAAACUCUGUCUUGUUGCUCAGGUUUAUGCUCCGAUUGCAAGUGAGAGUUUCAGGGUUGAAGAGCGUGUUGUAUUUGUUUUUGGAUGUGUAAAGUUGAACUGUGGGAGCAGUCCCCUUAGUUGGAGAGCUUUUCGUGUUCAGAAAUUAGAUGCUUCAAUGGAACUAUGUAGUGCCUCUGAAGAAGUGGUUCCUUUGAAUAUAUCAUCUGUUUCAGGUCUGAAAAAAAACUUGUGGGAUAGUUUUGAUGAUGAUGAUGACGAUGAUGAUGUGGAUUUGGAGGAAUUAGGUAGAGCACUGUCUGAAGCAUCAAGCUUGGCUUCUCAUUCCAAGAAACCUAAUGUUAAUCAGCAUUCUAAGUCUAUUGUGAAGCCUUCACCUUUGAGCCAACAGAAAAGAGUUGUAGAUGUUGAUUCACCAGUUGUGCCCUGCUUUUACCUUUAUAGUCAGGAAGUGCCAUCAUCGAAGGAUGUUGCUUCUAUAUGUUCAAACUACUCUUCACUUUCCCUUAAGGAGAGACAAAGUGAUGUUGAUGAUCAGGUACAAGAAGAAAGGUGGGAAGAGGAACGCUAUGAAUAUGAUAAAGCUUUGACUGUAGAUAGGACAUACCUAAAGUUCAAGAAACAGUUGGAUGCUCACCCAGAACAAUGUUUCAGAUAUUCGUAUGGCAGCAAGCCCCUUAUGGCUACAACAGAGGAGGAAGACCCUGGAAGGUGCGGGCUCUGUGGAGGUUCAAGGCAUUUUGAAAUGCAGCUGAUGUCCCCAUUAAUAUAUUUUCUACAAGAAGCUACUGAUGAUAGUCAAAAAUAUUCUUUGGAGAACUGGAAUUGGAUGACACUCAUUGUGUAUACUUGUUCUAAGAGCUGUUCCAACUCAGUGGAUCGAGAAAAGUCCAACAAUGGGGGCUGGAUUGUGACAGAGGAGGCUGUUGUAGUACAAUUUGAGAAAUCCUUAAAUCAAUCUGCUCAGCUUAACUAUUUCUCGUGAUUUUUUCAGCUCACUUAAUAGAGCCCAAGAAAUUCAGAAGAGUUGAAUUGCUCUGAUAUUGGUUUUAUUUCUAAACUGUGUUUGUAUCAGGAAAAUGGAUAUAUAGUGAAACAAUAUUCUGUGAAUGGUGAGUCAGAUGUGUAAUUACAGGCAUGGCUCUCAACAAAAUGUGGGAUUUCUUUUGGUUUGAUUUUAAGAUGGAUUUCUAAUAAUGGUGGGAAUUUGAUGAUGAUUUAUCUCCA
Mangifera indica (mango) is the source of this 1581-nucleotide messenger RNA. Its product is annotated as programmed cell death protein 2-like. The transcript has 7 exons. The record is from RefSeq and is a predicted model, not a curated record. The coding region runs from base 200 to 1339 and encodes 379 amino acids. NCBI's taxonomy places the organism in Eukaryota, Viridiplantae, Streptophyta, Magnoliopsida, Sapindales, Anacardiaceae. Gene Ontology annotation, cellular component: cytoplasm.